Cadophora gregata is the source of this 330-nucleotide messenger RNA. RefSeq lists its product as uncharacterized. NCBI's taxonomy places the organism in Eukaryota, Fungi, Ascomycota, Leotiomycetes, Helotiales, Ploettnerulaceae. Bases 1 to 330 code for a protein of 109 amino acids. The transcript has a single exon. The record is from RefSeq and is a predicted model, not a curated record.
AUGCCGAAGAACAAGACCGGUACUAACCACAACUGCCCUGGUCCAAAGGUCUACAAGACCAACUGCCAGGGUCAAUCGAAGAGCACGAGAGGCAAGGGUUACUGCACCACCCAUCAGACCUGGUGUGGCCUCCACAGUAUCGAUAUCGUCCAUUUAAAGAAGGAGUCAUGCACAGCCUGUGAUGGCGCCAAGGCAAAGGCCCAGAAGGAAAAGGAUGCUAAGGAUAAGAAGGACAAGGAAGACCGAGACCGAGCAGCGAAGGAAAAGUCUAAGGCUCAAAGUGAGAAGGACAAAGCUCCUCUUACUAAGAAGAGUCUCAAGCCCAAAUAA